CCCAGCAUCUCUGUCCCCCAGCGCAUUGCUGUGGCUGGGACCAUCGUCUCCCUCCCAUGUCACGUGGGGGGUUUCUACCCCAAGGAUGUGGAUGUCGCAUGGCUGCGAGAUGGGCGGGUCCUGAACAACACCACCCCUUCUGUCCCGCAAAGAAACCCCGAUGGGACCUUCAGCUUCACCCUGACCUACACUUUCACUUCUGCCAGGAGCGAUGCUGGCAGCAUCUUCUCCUGCCACGUCCAGCACCUGGCUCUGGAGCAGCCCCUGCGAGAGGAGUUCCCCUUGGAAGUUGCAGAUUCAUAAAGGAAAAUCUAGCCUGCUGGAGUGCCUUGUCAGUGCCUCCAGUACUUCACUGGCAGUUAUUUCUACCCCUGAAUUACUGCACCUGAGAUAAGGCUGUAGCUAGAGUGCAAGAGGCAGGCACAGAUCGCACUGGCACCAUCAUCGGAGUCUCCCUGGGGAUCGCGGUGGCAGUGGCAGCUGCUGCAAUGGCCAUUUACUGCUGGAGCAGGAAAGCCCCCUACUCGGUCUCCGAGGUGCAGGGGCCAGCGCAGUACGUGCUGGGGCAGGAGGUGACACUGCGCUGCGUCAUGGAGGGGACGUUUCCUGAGGACAUGGCUGUGACAUGGAAACUGCUGCACGGGGAGGUCGGGAUGGGGGUCGGGGAGGAUGGAGCUGGGGCUGGCCCAGAGCACCAGCCGCUGUUGCACCCUCUCCCUGAGCACUGGAAAACAACACGGGAGAGAUCCAGGACCUGCCUCGUGGCCUCGCUGAUCUUCACCCCCACAAAGCAGGACGACAGGGUGCGCAUCAGGUGUGUCUUCCAGCACGAGGCCAGACAGAUCCGGGAGCAGCGCGAGUCCCAGGAGAUACGGGUGUGUGCCCGGCCAAGGCUGUCCAAGAUCCGGGUGCUGCCGGACUGGGACCCCCCAGAGGAGGUGCCAUUCAGUGUCCAGAUCCAGAACUUCUACCCCCGUGACAUCCACCGCGUGGAGUGGAGCUGCGACGGGAAAGUCUGGGAGAGGUCUGCACUGAGUGAGGUCGAGGACAACGUGGACGGUACCUUCACAGCGACGAGCCUCUGGAGAGUGCCCAGCCGGUGCCUGACGCAGCCGGAGCCCCGAGUCCGAGUGUCCGUACAGCACAGUCCUGCGGACACCCCUGUUGAGGGAGAGCUCAGCCUGAAGGAUGCCGGUCUCCUGCGGCCCCCAGAGCUGUCACAAAUCUCCGUGUUGCAUUCAUGGUGGACCUUUGGUGGGCGUAAAGUCACCAUGAGCUGCCUCAUCACGGGUUAUUUCCCGGGGGAGCUGAGCUUGACCUGGCUCAGGAGGGGUGUUAGAGGUGCUGGCGCCGUGGCCCUGCAGGACUCAUCUGAAUACAGCAUCGACCCUGGUGUAGCCGUUCUAGCACGGGACGGGAAGAGGUUCCAGCGGGAGACGAGACUCCACUUCACGCCCUCCCUACUCGGUGACAUGGGUGCAGAGUACAUCUGCCAGGUGGGACAUGUUGCCCUGGAGACCCCCAUCGAGAGUCGUUGCACGUGCAGUCUGACAGGCGGCUACCAAGCACAGAAUCCAGCCCAGAGCUCCCCCCAGCUCCCCGCAGAAGAUGAGACUCCUCUUCCGCAUCAUGGGGCAAAUGACAUCCAUGUGGAGGGUACACCUCUCCCUAAAGACCCUCCUAGCAGCACAGAACAAGGAUCUGCAAUGACAGCCCAGCCUUCUUGAUGUCACAUGCAGCAGACCACUGAAAGCCUGGGAUAUGACAGCAUGGAUCACACUUCCCAUCGGGGCUGAGGAAGAAGAGGAAGAAGAUGCAGUUCACAAGAUGACGGCAAGCAAUGAAUGACCAUUUUUCCCCUUGAUAAAGUCUUUUGUCCCAAGGCAGCCAUGAAAUACAUCCCCCCCACACCCUCACACUCUGAUCACUUCUCUAAGGACAGAGCCACAGCUCUAAGUAUGGAGGAGAACAAAUUUAUUCUUUGCUCUUUCUGGGUACUCUAUUUGGCUUCUGUACCAGGCAGCUGCAGUGUAUAUCUCGUCCUGUACGUAAGUGGAAUAAAACCCAUCUUACUGAUGCCUAAAACCUAUCUAGUAGCAUGAUAGGAAGGUGCAGCCCAUGAUCUGAUCCUUUUGCUCCUAGUUUUGUCCUUGUCUUUGAGUGUCACAAGGGCCCAGACGGUCCCAGCAGGAGGGGAAAAGAUGCACCGGUGAGACAUGGAGACCACUCACAGGCUUGGCCCUUCUACCUGGCUCUGAGCCUGCCCAAAGGGCCCCAUUGCAACAAGGGCACCUGAGAUCAUCUGCAGGUGGAAACCCCCUGGCAGGGUCUAGGUAAUUAACAGCACGCAGCAGGUCUCUUAGAUGAGGUCAAUUGCUUUGCUUGUAAUGCAUUAUCUUUAACUCGCCCAGGUUUUGGAGCAUCAGUCAAUACCUGCAGCAUUCAAGAGCGAGUUUGCACAGCAAAGACUGCUGAAGUGAUGCUCUCCAGAGGGAAUGGGUCUGUGUUACCGGGUGGGGUGUCAGCCACUGUGAGAACAGGCCGAGGGUGUUAUACUGGGGAGAGAGCACAGAGCCGGGAGAGAGGAAGGGACCUGUAGAGGUCAUGUCUCACGUGGCCCUGGGCUGCGGCAGGAUCAGCCCUGUGCAAACCAGCCCAGGCACGUCUAUCAUCUAAGCUCCAAGUAACACAGCACUGUCACCAUACCCCAUCAUGGGAGACCAACACCUGUGUCUUGCUGUUGUUUUUAGCUUGAGAAAUCAGCCCCUAACCCUAACCCUACCCCAGCCCCUGCUGCCUCCGCCAGAGAAAGCAAACCCACCCCAGGACAUCCCCAGUGACCUCAGAGCAA
Alligator sinensis (Chinese alligator) is the source of this 2851-nucleotide messenger RNA. RefSeq lists its product as uncharacterized. Bases 489 to 1727 code for a protein of 412 amino acids. The transcript is spliced from 8 exons. NCBI's taxonomy places the organism in Eukaryota, Metazoa, Chordata, Crocodylia, Alligatoridae. The record is from RefSeq and is a predicted model, not a curated record.